Messenger RNA from Strongylus vulgaris, 189 nucleotides. The record is from the annotation of a GenBank genome assembly. NCBI's taxonomy places the organism in Eukaryota, Metazoa, Nematoda, Chromadorea, Rhabditida, Strongylidae.
AUGACAGCUAUAGAUCCUGAAGAGCCGACACCGGAGGAACGAGCAUGUGGGGAAAUCACAAAACUGCGAUAUAUGCAGUUCCGAGAACGAGAAAGCAGCUCGGCUGAACUCGGAUUCCGUAUUGAAGCCGCUAAGAUGCCUGGCGGUACUUUACAAAAGAACUUCAAGAAGAUUCGCACGUACGAGGAU